Conger conger (European conger) is the source of this 1588-nucleotide messenger RNA. Its product is annotated as transcription factor COE1-A-like. Gene Ontology annotation, biological process: regulation of transcription by RNA polymerase II. The transcript is spliced from 6 exons. The record is from RefSeq and is a predicted model, not a curated record. The coding region runs from base 1 to 795 and encodes 264 amino acids. NCBI's taxonomy places the organism in Eukaryota, Metazoa, Chordata, Actinopteri, Anguilliformes, Congridae. Gene Ontology annotation, molecular function: DNA-binding transcription factor activity, RNA polymerase II-specific; RNA polymerase II cis-regulatory region sequence-specific DNA binding.
AUGUUUGUUAGUUUGCGUUUAUUCUGUUUUAACAGUGUGUUGUGUUUCUCCCCAGCGCUGAACGAGCCCACCAUUGACUACGGUUUCCAGCGGUUACAGAAGGUGAUCCCCCGUCACCCGGGCGACCCUGAGCGCUUACCGAAGGAAGUGAUCUUGAAGAGGGCGGCGGAUCUUGUAGAGGCUCUGUACGGAAUGCCUCAUAAUAACCAGGAGAUCAUCCUGAAGCGGGCGGCAGACAUUGCGGAGGCGCUGUACAACGUCCCGCGGAGCCACGGCCAGCUGCCCGGCCUGGCCAGCGGCUCUGUGCACGGGGGCAUGAUGGGAGUCAACUCCUUCAGCGGCCAGCUCGCCGGCAACGUGUCCGAGUCCCCGCAGGGAGCCAAUCAGGGGUUCAGCCGGAGCACGGGCAGCGUCUCUCCGCAUGGCUAUGUGCCCAGCACCACCCCGCAGCAGAACAGCUACAGCAGCGCCCCCUCCAGCAUGAACGGGUACGGCGGGGGGGGCAUGUCCACGCUGGGGGGGUCGCCCAGCUUCCUCAACGGCUCCGCCGCAAACUCGCCCUACGCCAUCGUGCCCUCCAGUCCCACCAUGGCCUCCUCCACCAGCCUGCCCUCCAACUGCAGCUCCUCCUCGGGCAUCUUCUCCUUCUCUCCCGCCAACAUGGUCUCCGCCGUCAAGCAGAAGAGCGCCUUCGCCCCUGUGGUGCGGCCCCAGCCCUCCCCCCCGCCCACCUGCACCAGCGCCAACGCCAACGGCCUGCAAGCGAUUCCUGGAAUGAUCGUUCCACCGAUGUAGAAGAUUUGUGAAUGGAGAUGAGGACACGCUUUGACUCCCGGUUUUUGGACGGACACGUGACUCUGGAUGAACGUCUAUCUCAGGCCCUUUGCUGUAAGGACACACGUCCGAACAGAAAAAAAAAAUGAAAACAUUAAACGGACAAUUUGCGACAUUUUUGGUUUUUAAAUUUCUUAACCUUGUAAGUCAUCUGAGAGAGCCUGUUUAGAAGACCUCUGAGCCCUCCUGGCCCAGGGAGAGGAGAUUUAUUUCUGGAAACGUUUUGCUUGUUUGUCUUUGGGCUUUUAUGAUUUUAGCAAACAAGCAUAUGCCUUUUUACAAACUGUACUAUACACAAAAGAACACUAUAUGAGGUUUGCGCUGUUGUUUUUAUUUAUGAUGCUUCUCAAAGCUGUGUGUUUGAAGUCUGAAAUGGAAGAAAGAGGGUAGGAGAGUGAAUUUUAGGUUAUAACAGGUUGGGCUGUCUGGCAGCUCUACCAGGCAGAUGCUGUCAUAUUUUAAAUAUUGAAUUCCAGGUGAGAUGGGAAGAGGCCGUUUCCACAGGUGUUGAUAGGCACAGAGACCCCUUGAGCUUGUCUCCCACAGCACACUUUACCCACAAGCCACUAUAAUGUUUGUUCUUCAUUUUAUCCUCACAGUGAAACAGACACAGGUAUCCCACAAUGCCGAGGUCUCACACCCUCUCUGUUUGUAUCAGAUUUCCACAAUACAGAGAUCUGUGUGUGUGUGUGUGUGUGUGUGUGUGUGUGUGUGUGAGAUCCUCACAGUGCAGAGAUCUGUGUGUGUGUGUGUG